Messenger RNA from Sus scrofa (pig), 2070 nucleotides. The record is from RefSeq and is a predicted model, not a curated record. NCBI's taxonomy places the organism in Eukaryota, Metazoa, Chordata, Mammalia, Artiodactyla, Suidae.
UGCCCUCCUGGCCUGCGCUAGCUCAGAAGCUGCCAGCCCGCUGGAGACGCCAUGUACCGGCUCUUGUCAGCCGUGCCGGCUCGGGCCGCGACCCCCAGAGGCUGCGCCUGGGGCUGCGGGCGGCGCGCUGCCCACCAGCGCGCCGGGCUGCCGAAGCUCGGCCCCGGCUGGGUCGGGGGCCUUGGGUUGGGGCUGGGGCUGGCCCUUGGUAUGAAGCUGGCAGGAGGGCUGAGGGGCGCGUCCCCUGCGCCGCCCCCUGCGGCCCCCGACCCCGAGUCGCCGAUUCUAAGCGAGCCGCUGCCGCCUCAGGAGCAGCCCCUCGCCCCGUGGUCUCCGCACACCCCGGUGCCGCCCCACGCCAGGCGCUUCGCCAGAGCCAUCGACAGCAGCCGCGACCUCCUGCACAGGAUCAAGGAUGAGGUGGGCGCGCCAGGAAUAGUGGUUGGAGUCUCUGUGGAUGGAAAAGAAGUUUGGUCAGAAGAUCUCAAUUCUAUGUAUUUCUUAGAUUUCCACACUUUUAUCCUACAGAGGGUGAAGCUUGACUUAAACCGUUUUCUAGAAGGUUUAGGUUAUGCUGAUGUUGAGAACCGUGUACCAUGCAAGCCAGAGACAGUUAUGAGAAUUGCCAGUAUCAGCAAAAGCCUCACCAUGGUUGCUCUUGCAAAAUUAUGGGAAGCAGGGAAACUAGAUCUUGAUAUUCCAGUACAACAUUAUGUUCCUGAAUUCCCAGAAAAAGAAUAUGAAGGUGAAAAGGUUUCUGUCACAACAAGAUUAUUGAUUUCCCACUUAAGUGGAAUUCGUCAUUAUGAAAAGGACAUGAAAAAGGUGAAAGAAGAGAAAGCUUAUAAAGCUUUGAAGAUGAUGAAAGAGACAGAAUCUGACCAGGAAAAAGACUUAAAAGAAAAAGGAGGCAAAAGUAAUGAAAAGAAUGACUUUGCUGCUAAAACUAAGAUAGAGCAAGAUAAUGAAGCCAAGAGCCGGAAUUCAAAACCUUGCAAGAAGAAAAAUGAUUUUGAACAAGGUGAAUUGUAUUUGAAAGAAAAGUUUGAAAAUUCAAUUGAAUCCCUACGAUUAUUUAAAAAUGACCCUUUGUUUUUUAAACCUGGUAGUCAGUUUUUGUAUUCAACUUUUGGCUAUACCCUACUGGCAGCCAUAGUAGAAAGAGCUUCAGGAUAUAAAUAUUUGGACUAUAUGCAGAAAAUAUUCCAUGACUUGGAUAUGCUGACAACUGUGCAGGAGGAAAAUGAGCCAGUGAUUUACAAUAGAGCAAGAUUUUAUGUUUACAAUAAAAAGAAACGUCUUGUCAACACUCCUUAUGUGGAUAACUCCUAUAAAUGGGCUGGUGGUGGAUUUCUGUCUACAGUGGGUGACCUUCUGAAAUUUGGGAAUGCAAUGCUGUAUGGUUACCAAGUCGGGCUGUUUAAGAACUCAAAUGAAAAUCUUUUACCAGGAUAUCUCAAACCAGAAACCAUGCUUAUGAUUUGGACACCAGUCCCUAACACAGAGAUGUCUUGGGAUAAAGAGGGUAAAUAUGCAAUGGCGUGGGGUGUUGUGGAAAAGAAGCAAACGUAUGGUUCUUGCAGGAAGCAACGGCAUUAUGCCUCACAUACUGGAGGUGCAGUGGGUGCCAGUAGUGUCUUGCUGGUCCUUCCUGAGGAACUGGAUGCAGAAGCUCUAAAUAACAAGGUUCCCCCAAGAGGAAUAGUUGUUUCUAUCAUAUGCAACAUGCAGUCUGUUGGCCUCAACAGCACUGCUUUAAAGAUUGCUCUGGAAUUUGAUAAAGACAGAUCAGACAUACCUUAACGUCAUGGAUGCAAAAUGAGGUGUUUGGAUUUGCUUGGGAUUUUUUUUCUUUUUUUGGAAACAUUAAAGUCCUCAAAUACAUGAGAGUUUAAAGAAUAAAUUUUGUAAUAGAGUAUAAUUGAAUGCAGAGAACUAUGUAUCUCUAAUUGCUUAAUUUUGUAAUUGUCUUUUGUAGGAUUAGUUCUUGAUACUCAGGGAAGUUAUUAUAUUUUUAAUUUUUGAAAAAAGUGUCAGCUCUUGAAAUAAAAUAUUCUGAUAAAAAAUGUA